UUAAUUUUUGUGAACAUUAAAUGAAUUUGGGAUUUAUUUAUUUGUUUUAUUUGCGGGGAAAUUGUGAAAUUUAUGAAUUUUAAGAUGGUUUUUGUUUUUUUUAAGGUUAUGUUUCUUGGAGAUUACUUCCAGAAUUUCCGGAGAUGGAGUUUUUAGGUACUUCCCUUAUAGUGAGAGAGCUUAGUAAAGGAUUUUAGAGAACAAGUAAAUUCGUCCAAGGCGGGCAGUUCAAGAAGGAUCAUAUCCUGAUGGAUGGAAAGGUUGUCAUAAUAACGGGCGCCAAUACGGGCAUUGGCAAGGAGUCUGCCAUUGAUCUAGCACGACGAGGGGCUAAAGUCUACAUGGGCUGUCGGGAUAAGAAACGUGGCGAAGAAGCACGCUUGGAGGUGAUUGAAAAGUCCGGGAAUCCGCAUGUUUACUUCCGUCCCCUCGAUCUGGCCUCAAUGGCGUCCAUUAGAACAUUUGCAGCUAACUUCAAGAACGAGGAGACACGCCUUGAUGUUCUCAUGAACAAUGCUGGAGUGAUGAUGAUCCCCAAAUGUCACACUGAGGAUGGAUUUGAAAUGCAAAUUGGCGUCAAUCACAUGGGGCACUUCCUCCUGACAAAUCUCCUGCUGGAUCUACUCAAAAAAUCCGCCCCAAGUCGCAUUAUUAACGUUUCCAGCUUGGCGCAUAGUAUGGGGCAAAUAAAUAAAGCUGAUCUAAAUAGUGAUAAAUCCUACAACCGUAUUAGUGCCUAUGGACAGUCUAAGCUGGCAAACAUCCUCUUCACGCGAGAGCUAGCACGACGUCUCGAGGGGACAAAGGUCACCGUUAAUGCUCUUCACCCUGGCGUCGUUAAUACCGAACUUGCACGCCAUUUUCCGGCAUUUUUCCAUUUUAUACUUCGCCCAGCCAUGUAUACGAUCUACAAAACCCCCAAAAGUGGGGCUCAGACGCAAAUUCGACUUGCCGUUGAUCCGGUUCUAGAAGACGUUACUGGAAAGUACUUCAGUGAUUGUAAGGAAGCCAAACCAAGACCCCAAGCCUUGGAUGACGAAAUGGCAGCCUGGCUAUGGAAUGAAAGCGUCAAGUGGACCAAAUUGGAAGGAUAAAAAGGAUCAAAGUAAUAAGAAUAAUAAAAGAAGAAUAAUUAAUUUUCUAAAAGGUAUAAAA
This is a messenger RNA of Lutzomyia longipalpis, 1155 nucleotides long. RefSeq names its product retinol dehydrogenase 14-like. The record is from RefSeq and is a predicted model, not a curated record. The transcript is spliced from 3 exons. NCBI's taxonomy places the organism in Eukaryota, Metazoa, Arthropoda, Insecta, Diptera, Psychodidae. Bases 249 to 1094 code for a protein of 281 amino acids.